UGCUCCACCCAGCCUGGGACGAUGGGGAGGAAAAAAAUCCAGAUCUCACGCAUUCUGGACCAAAGGAAUCGGCAGGUGACAUUUACCAAGCGGAAGUUCGGGCUGAUGAAGAAAGCCUACGAGCUGAGCGUGCUCUGCGACUGUGAGAUCGCUCUCAUCAUCUUCAACAGCGCCAACCGCCUCUUCCAGUACGCCAGCACGGACAUGGACCGUGUGCUCCUGAAGUACACGGAGUACAGUGAGCCCCACGAGAGCCGCACCAACACCGACAUCCUCGAGACACUGAAGCGGAGGGGUGUGGGCCUCGAUGGACCAGAGCUGGAGCCAGAUGAGGGGCCUGAGGGGCCAGGAGAGAAGCUGCGGAGGCUGGCAGGUGACGGGGGUGACCCAGCCUUGCCCCGGCCCCGGCUCUAUCCAGCAGUCCCCACUAUGCCCAGCCCGGACAUGGUAUAUGGGGCCCUGCCCCCACCAGGCUGUGACCCCAGUGGGCUUGGAGAGGCCCUGUCUGCCCAGAGCCGCCCAUCCCCCUUCCGACCGGCAGCCCCCAAAGCGGGGCCCCCAGGCCUGGCACACCCUCUCUUCUCACCGAGCCACCUCGCCAGCAAGACACCACCUCCUCUGUACCUGGCAGCGGACGGGCGGAGGCCAGACCUGCCUGGUGGCCUGGCUGGGGCCCGAGGGGGACUGAGCACCUCGAGAGGCCUCUAUGGUAGCCUGCAGAGUCCAUGCUCCGCCGCAGCUCCAGGACCUCCACUGGGAAGCUUCCCCUUCCUCCCUGCAGGUCCCCCAGAAUAUGCCCUGGGAGACCCUCCUCCACCCCCCAGCUUGCUGCAGCCCCCCACCCUGGCCCCCUGGCAGCCCUCGAGGGGUGAUGGGCCCCCGGCCGCCCCCGCCCAGCCCAGUGGGGGCCGCAGCCUGGGCGAGGAGGGCCCCCCCACCCGCGGCGCCUCCCCGCCGACCCCCCCAGUCAGCAUCAAGUCCGAGCGCCUCUCGCCCGCCCCCGGGGGUCCCGGCGACUUUCCCAAGGCCUUCCCCUACCCCUUGCUCCUGGCCCGGCCCCUGGCAGAGCCCUUACGGCCUGGGCCCCCCCUGCGCCGGAUGCCCACUGCCGACAGCUGGCCCCGGUAGUGGACCUGGGGGUGCACCGGCCCUGACCCCCCCAACGCCGGGUGGGGUGAGGGCAUUUGGGGUCCCAACCUCCCUCCCCGCGUCCU
Molecule: messenger RNA, 1214 nt
Organism: Ceratotherium simum simum (southern white rhinoceros)
Lineage: Eukaryota; Metazoa; Chordata; Mammalia; Perissodactyla; Rhinocerotidae
Source: RefSeq, a predicted model, not a curated record